AAUCCUAAUUGAUGUCAAGAGUCAACAAGGUCUUCAAGACUUGCUGCAACAACAUUGAUUUUUCCUCAUAAAACACACUUUGAUUUAUUCCACACUCAUAACUUCAAUUACCAGCCUUAGUGCCUUUGUAUAUACUCCAAUUGGGAGACUGAAAAUUCCACAAACUAGACUAAAGGAACAUGAAUUAAAACUGAAAAAUCACGGCAUUUCAAGAAACCUUCUCUAUAUAUACUCCUCUACAUACAAACACUUCACAAACCACAAAAAAGAACUUGUAAUUAGUAUCCUAUAAAUUAAUCACUAGUACAACUUUCUCAAUUUUCCAUUUAUAAAUCCCAAUUUUGUUUAAUUGCAAGAAAUUGAGAAGAAAAAAAAUGGAUGGGGUUUCAUGGUUGAUGAUUUAUGGUGCUAUUUUUGGCAUGCUUUUGAAUUGUGCAUUAGCACAAAAUGUGCAUGUUGUUGGAGAUGGCAUGGGGUGGAUUGUACCGCCAAACGGUCCCUUAUCCUACUCCAAUUGGGCUUCCGGAAAAACUUUCAUGGUCGGUGACAUCCUCGUGUUCAAUUUUGUGACCAACGAGCACGAUGUUCUCCGAGUACCUCGAGCCUCGUACGACGCAUGCACGCAAGACAACGGCAUCGGUGGUGUCAUCACCGCGGGGCCCGCAAACAUCACUAUCGACUCAAACGGGGACCACUACUACAUCUGCACUUUCGGCCGCCACUGCCAAUUCGGGCAGAAGCUAGCCAUAACUGUGGGCCUGCCGCCCUCCACUCCUGGUGGGGCCAUGCCGCCAGUGAUGGCCCCUCCUGCGGGCCCCACUACCCCCUCGCCCGCCUCAUCUCAGCCGGAUGCGUGCGCACCGACCCCCUUUUCACCCCCCAUUGGUGGAGGCCCAAAUUCUAGGGCAACUCCACCUGAUUCUGCCUCAACAUCUUUGGCUAGCAAUGUUUUGGUUAUUUUACUCUCGGCCUUCAUAAUAGCCUUCCUCUUUUAAGAUAAUAUUAUUAUUAUUAUAAUUAUUAUUAUUAAUAAUAUUUUUGUGUGUGUGUGCUACAAUAAUAAAAUUGGUUUGAAAUUUUUAUACAUUUUAAUUUUUGUAUUAUCAGAUUGUUCUGGUUGAUUAAUGUAAUGGUUCUUUUUGUUUGAUCACUAAAUAACAUAAUUUAUUUUAUUAUUUUCUC
Erythranthe guttata (spotted monkey flower) is the source of this 1182-nucleotide messenger RNA. RefSeq names its product umecyanin. The record is from RefSeq and is a predicted model, not a curated record. NCBI's taxonomy places the organism in Eukaryota, Viridiplantae, Streptophyta, Magnoliopsida, Lamiales, Phrymaceae. Gene Ontology annotation, molecular function: electron transfer activity. Gene Ontology annotation, cellular component: plasma membrane.